Mustela erminea (ermine) is the source of this 1691-nucleotide messenger RNA. RefSeq names its product solute carrier family 35 member F3 (gene SLC35F3). The coding region runs from base 1 to 1473 and encodes 490 amino acids. The record is from RefSeq and is a predicted model, not a curated record. Gene Ontology annotation, cellular component: membrane. The transcript has 8 exons. Gene Ontology annotation, biological process: thiamine transport. NCBI's taxonomy places the organism in Eukaryota, Metazoa, Chordata, Mammalia, Carnivora, Mustelidae.
AUGGGGAUCCGAGAGUUUCCCGGCGGCGCACCCAGGAGCAAAAGCAUCGCCGUUGGCAUGAGGAGGUCACCGGACGUCAGCCCCCGGAGACUGUCCGACAUCAGCCCCCAGCUCCGGCAGCUCAAGUACCUGGUGGUGGACGAGGCUAUUAAGGAGGACCUGAAAUGGUCGCGCUCUGUGGAGGACCUCACUAGCGGGCCCGUGGGGCUCACGUCCAUUGAGGAGCGGAUCCUGCGCAUCACAGGCUACUAUGGCUACCAGCCCUGGGCAGCGAGCUACAAAAGGGAGGAGCGCCCCCGGGACUCCCCGGGCCCGGCGGAGGCCCAGGCACCGGCUGGGGCGGAUGCCAGCGGCCGAACGAGCCACCCCUGCUGGAGAUGCUCCCGGGCACAGCUCAAGAAGAUUUUCUGGGGCGUGGCGGUGGUGCUGUGCGUGUGUUCCUCCUGGGCGGGCUCCACGCAGCUCGCCAAGCUGACCUUCAGGAAGUUCGAUGCUCCCUUCACCUUGACGUGGUUUGCCACCAACUGGAACUUUCUGUUUUUCCCGUUGUAUUACGUGGGGCACGUCUGCAAGUCGGAGGAGAAGCAGUCUGUGAGGCAGAGAUACAGGGAAUGCUGUCGAUUUUUUGGAGACAAUGGCUUGACUUUGAAGGUGUUUUUUACCAAGGCAGCACCCUUUGGUGUUCUUUGGACACUCACAAACUACUUGUACUUACAUGCAAUAAAGAAAGUAAACACUACGGAUGUCUCCGUGUUGUUCUGCUGCAACAAAGCUUUUGUGUUCUUGCUCUCAUGGAUCGUUCUCAGGGACAGGUUCAUGGGAGUGAGGAUCGUGGCCGCCAUCCUCGCCAUUGCUGGGAUCGUGAUGAUGACCUACGCCGACGGCUUCCACAGCCACUCUGUCAUCGGCAUAGCGCUGGUGGUGGGCUCUGCGUCCAUGUCUGCCCUGUACAAGGUUCUGUUCAAGCUCCUCCUGGGCAGUGCUAAGUUCGGAGAAGCCGCCUUAUUUUUGUCCAUUUUGGGCGUGUUUAACAUCCUCUUCAUCACCUGUAUCCCCGUUAUCCUCUACUUCACCAAAGUGGAAUACUGGAGCUCGUUCCAUGACAUCCCAUGGGGGAACCUUUGUGGAUUUUCAGUCCUCUUGUUGACAUUCAAUAUCGUAUUAAAUUUUGGAAUCGCUGUUACGUAUCCCACUCUGAUGUCUGUGGGAAUCGUCCUCAGUGUACCUGUGAAUGCAGUGGUGGAUCACUACACCAGUAAGAUAGUCUUCAACGGGGUGCGGGUUAUCGCCAUCAUCAUCAUCGGCCUGGGCUUCCUCCUCCUGCUUCUGCCCGAGGAGUGGGACGUCUGGCUCAUCAAGCUUCUCACCCGCCUCAAAGUGAGGAAGAAGGAGGAGACGGCGGAGGGCGGCGCGGACCCGGGCUCGGGGCCUCAGAGCAAGAGCCGAAGGGCCCGGCCCUCCUUCGCGCGCUGACCGCGGCCCUGCAGGACUCUGCGGCGAUCGCUCACGCUCGGGUUAGGGCCUCGGAGGUCUGCUCCGGACGGGGGAACCCUCGGUUGGGUAAGGUGUGUACAUACCUGUACAGUUCCGGUAACCUGCGGUAAGUUAUACGGUAUUUAUUGGCAUGUCCAAUUUGCUUGCACUUUUCCCACAUCAGACCUUUCACCCAAGGGUACCAGUUCCAAGUGGAA